Cololabis saira (Pacific saury) is the source of this 3640-nucleotide messenger RNA. RefSeq names its product centrosomal protein of 95 kDa-like. NCBI's taxonomy places the organism in Eukaryota, Metazoa, Chordata, Actinopteri, Beloniformes, Belonidae. The coding region runs from base 155 to 2818 and encodes 887 amino acids. The transcript has 21 exons. The record is from RefSeq and is a predicted model, not a curated record. Gene Ontology annotation, cellular component: centrosome; spindle pole.
AGAGCCCGCUAACGUCCAAUCAGACACGACGACGGUUUUAAACAUGAGCUGAUAUUUCCUUCUGCUGGUACCGAAACCACAACAGCAGCGACUGAUCGGGCCAGGGUCCGGUCCCGGCGGCGUGUGAGCUCCUCCCGUAGCGGGCAGCAGUUUGAUGGGACCCCCGGAGGGAGAGAGAGAUUGGGUUGAUGUGGCUAGUGAUCUACUCAGCAAGUGUCACAUAAGCUUGAGAUUGAGGAAACUGACGGACUGUAAUGCAGAUGUUUUCAUUGCGUUGUAUGAGAACAUCUUUGGAGAGAAGGUCCCAGAUUAUAUUGCGGCACCAUGUAGUCAGGAGGAUGACGUCCAUAACAUCCAGUCUGUGAUCGAUUCCCUGUCCUUGGAUUACCUCCAGAUCAGCCUCUCACACAUUACAGGGGAAAAUAUUGUCAGAGGGGAAUCAGAGUCCAUCAAGAACCUCCUUGAAAUCUUCGAUGGCCUGCUGGAAUACCUCAACGAGGAGAUCAAUGAAGAAUCGCAGAGUUGUGAGGAAUUAAAUGAAAUCGUCGAUGAGGAUGAAUCUGAUGACGCCAGGGGACCAAAAAGUCUUCACUUCAUCGAUCAGAAAGAAAGAAAGCUGGAGGGGACGUCAGUGUCAUCCAGUGUAGAAUCUGCCGUCCACUCCAGUAAACAAUCCCUUCAUUCCUGGAAUGCCGAGGAGGUGGGUUCAGCUCGUGAGCUCAUCGGGCUGGGAGUCUCUGCACGCACAUUUACAGACAAACGAGAAGGUGCAGUCACUCCCUCGGGUCCUGUUGACAUCCAGGAAGCUCCACCAGCUGGACCUUUGCACUCGGCUAUCGCCCUACAGCCCCCCCACCAGUGUGACUCUCUCCACAUCCCCAGCCCAGCCCCACGGUCGCCCCGCCAUCUUCCCACCGCUGCUGGCCGCACUCAGGGACAGACACAGGACGCUGCCAUUCCUCUCUCAAAUAAGACCUCUAAACUCGUAGCUGAUACUGUCACCAAUGGGAUAUUGUCUCCUGCGCUCUGCCUGUCGCCUGCUGUGAGUGAGAAGUCGGUAUCCAGCCAGCAAAGAGCCGGAGCAGAAGUGGAAACACUAGAGCCAACUAAUGGAGGACCGAGGAGGGUUUUAUUCCGCACCCAGCCAGACGUGCUCUUCCUCACCCUGCAGGAUGAGCUGACAGCCACCACCCCGUCUCCACCAGACACCGAGGAUGAAGAGGACGAAGAGGAUGAAGAGGAUGAUGAGGAAGGUUGUGAGGAUCUUAGUCGAGCACAAAGAUUUAAGGACAGAGGGAUAACUCACAGAAAUAAAGCAGGGAUCAGCAGCAAUAACAGGAUGUCGCAAGAGCAAUUUGAAGAGUUUCUGUCUCAUCGCAGACAAAGGAAUAAGCAAGCAGAAGAGGAGUUGCAUCAAAUAUCUGAGAACCUCUCCCAUCGACUCGAGGAACUUGAUCAGAUGCUGAAGCGAGUUCUGGGUGAAAGUGGAGAGUCGAGUGGCGUCAGAGAAGAGGACAAGCAGUCCCACCACAGUGACAGCGUCAUGGAGUGUCGGAGGACUCCCCGGCAACAUGCAGGAACAGCUGAUAAUGAAUCCAGCCAGCGGACGCGCUCCUUGUCUCCCUCGCCUCCUCGAGUCCGCCGCUCCUUGCACGGACAGUUGGGGGACGUCACGGCGGAGGCCUCGAGUCUGGACGAUGACGGUCAAACCAAACCCUCAGCGUCCGGUCACACGAGGAGAGAAGAACUGCGCCACAAACCAUCUCGUAUAAAACACGGCAAAUACCUGGAGAACAGAGCCUUCGAGGAGGAGUUGAGAAGUUACGAAGACCAACAACGGACAGAGCUGCACAAGGCGCGCCUCAAAGCCCAGAAAGCUGAGCGAGAGUACAGGGAUGCAAUCCUCGGGGACGUUUCUGACCUGCACGCAUCGUCCCCCGCCAAAACCAAGGGUCCGCACCGGACCCAACCCAGCACCCACACGAGAGGACAGAGACGCCCGGAGCCCAAGAAAGCCUCGCCACUCAAGGUGAAGGAGAACGAGCUGCUCCCUGUGCUGCGGGAGGAGCUGCCUCACCUACACAUCUCCCCCCGCGCUCUGGAUCGGAUGUGGAAGCAGCAAAUGCAGCAGGUGGAUCGGCUUCACGCUCUGUCAUCUCCUCACAGUCACCGAAAGAGCAAGCUAUCCGGCCAGCUGGAGGAGGCUCAGAGGAAAUACGACCUGCUGGUAGAAAUUACCCGCAAAGACCAGGACCACAGCAAACGUCUGAAGGACGUCCGAGACCGAGUGCAGCAGCAGAAGUCCUUACAGAGCCGGCUGAAGGAGCAGAGGCAGCAGAUUGCCCGGGCCAAGAAGUACCACGGCGACUACCACGUGCAGCACCGCGCCCGGCUCACCAGGGCUCGCACCAAGGAGGAAAGGAUGUUUCGGCAGCUGUUUGAGGAAGGUCUGGAGCUACAGAAGCUCCGGUUGAGAGAGCAGAAAGCCUAUGCAAAGGAGCAGCGACUGGAGCACCAGAGAAAACACGAGGAUCGGAUCAAGUCCAUGGAGAACUACUACAAAGACCAAUUUUCACUACUGGCUGAGAAACUUGCACAGGAGCGGGAAGAGAUCCAGGUCCGGAGAAAGGCUCAAGAAAAGGCCCUGCUAAAGAUGAAACGAGAACUCCGUUCCCAGAUGGAGUGUGAGAUCAGUGAACUGCAGAGAAUCAUCGUCCAGAACGACGAGGACGACCACGUCCAGGACGUGGAGGUGCAGCGGCUGCGGAGCCGGGUCCACAUGGCUUCCUUCCAGUACAACACCAGCUGCCUCAACUGACGCACAGCUGGACAGGUUUUCUCUGAAAUACAGGCUGGAUUACGUCAAAGAAAAGUUGCCGUUGACUUUUGUUAUUCAAAAACCAACGUUACGACACUCUGAUGUAUAAAGUCCCAGUUUUUCCACAUGAAGAGGAAAUUCCCACCGAGAACUUGCACACGUCCUGGCAGAUUAGUAAACCGAACACACUCUGACAAAUGUAGCUUUUAUCCAACUCUUCCUGUCACAUCAGCUGCUACACCUAAACUGUAGACACCUUGGACCAAGUCCCUUGCUCUCCUGGGUUUCACUUGAUAAGUUCUAGCGCCGUGGCCGCUCCGGCAUUGUGGGAAAAACAUUAUUAAACGGUCUCUUGCAGAGUUACUAAGUAUGAAUGUCACACUGACAUGACUGACUUUUUUUUUCCUUUCUCACAUGAGAUGUCUUCCUUUAAUAUUUUAACCAUGUCAGUGAAUUAUUUAUUUAACUUUAAUGUUGUUUGAUUUUUAAUUAAUCUGUGAUCUCUGAUUGCAAAAGCGAUGAUAAUAAUUCCGUCAUGAACUCGUCUUAACCUUUGCUCACUAGUGACUGUUUUUUACUCCCAACGAAUCAUUAGGACCAAGUUGUUCCAUCAUUUAACCACCGUGAGACUUGUCAAGCACACAUUCCCAGACAAACACCCAUUAAAUGUGUGGAAACACUUCACCUAAACUGCAACUUGUCACUUAUUUGCAUGAGAUGUGAACUAUUCUAAGUCUUGGAAGGUUUCAUUUGGUAACAAUAAUUGAACUGUAGUUACCAACUGGAGCUCGGCCUCAAAGCACUCAUCACCCCUUCACUAUU